Messenger RNA from Ricinus communis (castor bean), 2973 nucleotides. Its product is annotated as BTB/POZ domain-containing protein At1g67900. NCBI's taxonomy places the organism in Eukaryota, Viridiplantae, Streptophyta, Magnoliopsida, Malpighiales, Euphorbiaceae. The record is from RefSeq and is a predicted model, not a curated record. Bases 894 to 2789 code for a protein of 631 amino acids. The transcript is spliced from 4 exons.
UAAAGAAAAUAAAGAUUUUUCUUUUCUUUUUUACUACUGUUACUGCUACUAUACUUGGCAAGAUUCUUACAUUUCAGGUCCAGUUUUCUUUUGCUAUGCAUGAUUGGCAGUUUAUGCUUAUAAAGCAUAUCAAGAAUCUUGGAGUUAAGGUUGUAAUCUUUUAUGACCACUCUUUAUUACAUGUAAUGUAAUGCGCUCUUUUUGAGUGUUUUUUUUUUGGAGGGUUUCCUUUUAUUGUUAAUAUACUUUGCUUUAAGAUUGAUUGAUGAGUUGGUGGGAGGCUAUAAUAAGGUAAGGUAUCAUCUGAUCUUGAUGGGGUUGCAAUGGCUUUGAUUCUUUGUUUGCAUGUCCAAAUCCUAUGGGGUAUAGAAUUUGACUGAUAGGACAUAGACUUUUUGGAGUUUUUGAUCUUCUGGGUUUCCUUCAUUUUGACAAUUUGUGUUAGCAAGCGUGUCUGUCUAUAUAUAUAUAUAUAGAGGACUUGGAUUGUAUAGUAUUACAAAACCACAGUUCUUGGCAUUCCUUCCUUUAAAAGAUAUAUAUGUAUCUACCCUUUUUAUCCUCCAUGAAAUUUUUAUCUCUUUUUCUUUAAUGAGCGAAAAUUACAGCUUUAAAUAGGGUUGAUGUACAAUUUGUUGGUAUGCUAAAGUCAGAAAACAUAGUUUUUACACAGGAAACAGGUAAUUUGUCUUGAGUGAAUAAGGUUUCUUGCUUCUUGCUGUUUUCUUGAGGAGGAGCUUUUUUUGGCUUGCCUUUCACUGAAUGAGAACAAAGAAGAAGAAGCAGCUUAUAUUUUUCAUCGAGCUCUGGUGUAUUUGAUUCAACUAUGUUAGGAAACAACUCGUGAGCACAUAAAUCUUGAAGGGUUCCCAAAACAAUUAAAAAGAUUAGUCAUGAAGUUUAUGAAACUUGGAUCUCGGCCGGACACUUUCUACACUGCUGAGGCUGUUAGGUCUGUCUCCUCUGAAGUUUCUAGUGACCUCAUAAUUCAAGUGAAAGGAAGUAGAUAUUUGCUUCACAAGUUUCCUCUGCUUUCGAAGUGCUUGCGAUUACAGAGACUAUGCUCUGAAUCCCCUGAAUCUUCACAACAUCAAAUAGUUCAACUGCCAGAUUUUCCUGGUGGAAUUGAGGCAUUUGAGCUAUGUGCAAAGUUUUGUUACGGUAUUACAAUCACACUCAGCGCUUACAACAUUGUUGCGGUGAGAUGCGCUGCAGAAUAUUUGCAGAUGACAGAGGAUGUGGAGAAGGGGAAUCUCAUAUACAAGAUUGAAGUUUUCUUCAAUUCUUGCAUACUUCAUGGUUGGAAGGAUUCAAUUGUCACCUUACAAAGCACAAAAGCAUUUCCUUUAUGGUCAGAAGACCUAGGGAUUACGAGUAGAUGCAUUGAAGGGAUUGCCUCUAAAGUCUUAACUCAUCCAUCAAAAGUAAAUUUGUCUCACAGUCAGUCUAGAAGGGUAAGGGAUGAUGUAUCUUGUAAUGGAGCAGAGAGUCAGAGGUAUAGACCGGCGAGCAAAGGAUGGUGGGCUGAGGAUAUGGCAGAAUUAGGCAUAGACCUGUACUGGAGGAGCAUGAUAGCUAUUAAGUCUGGUGGAAAGAUACCUUCGAAUCUCAUCGGUGAUGCGUUGAAAAUUUAUGCAGCUAGAUGGCUACCUUACAUUUCAAGACCAGGAAAUGCUAAUAAUGAAGCAGGAGCAUCAGAUUCGGAUUCAGACACAGGUAAUGAGAUAAGUUCAAAGCAUAGGUUGCUGUUGGAAUCAAUAGUAAGUUUACUCCCAGCAGAUAAAGGUGCUGUAUCUUGCAGUUUCCUGCUUAAACUCUUGAAAGCAUCUAAUAUCCUUAAUGCUUCCUCUUCUUCAAAGAUGGAGUUGGCAAGAAGAAUAGGACUUCAAUUAGAGGAAGCAACAGUGAAUGAUUUGUUAAUACCCUCUCUUUCACAUUCAAAUGAUACCAUCUAUGAUGUAGACAUGGUAAUGACUAUAUUGGAGCAGUUCAUGUUACAAGGGCAAAGUCCUCCAACUAGUCCUCCAAGAUCCAAGUUGGGGUUUGAAAGGAGAAGAAGGUCUCGGUCCGCGGAGAAUAUUGAUUUAGAGUUUCAAGAAAGUAGGAGGUCUUCUUCUGCAUCACAUAGCUCAAAGUUGAAGGUAGCUAAGCUUGUUGAUGGCUAUCUUCAAGAGAUUGCAAGAGAUGUGAAUUUGCCUCUUUCAAAAGUUAUUGCCAUUGCUGAGACUAUACCGGAUUUCGCAAGGCUUGAUCAUGAUGAUCUCUACAGGGCUAUUGACAUUUAUCUCAAGGCACAUCCAGACCUAAACAAGACCGAAAGAAAAAGGUUGUGUCGAACCCUGGAUUGCAAGAAACUAUCUGUUGAAGCCUGUAUGCAUGCUGCACAAAAUGAGUUGCUCCCAUUAAGGGUAGUAGUACAAGUUCUGUUCUUUGAGCAAGCGAGGGCAGCUAUGGCUGGUGGCAAAGUAACUGACCUGCCUAGCAACAUCAAGGCACUCCUGGCUACGCAUAACAUCGAUCCAUCCAGGCCAACAGCAGCAUUAAGCACCACUACUAGCAUUCAAGCAGAGGAUCAGUGGAGUGUCUCAGGCCUUAAAUCGCCUCGAUCAAGGCUUUCAACUCUAAGAAUGAAGCUUGCUGAAGAUGAUGAUUUGGAUGAAAGUGAUCUGCAAUCAAAUGGAAUUGGUAGAACUUCCAAAUUCAAGGCUUUUCGCACUCUUCCUACAAGACCUAAAAGGAUGUUCAGUAAGCUAUUAUCGAUCAAUAGAAGUGCUGGAGAAAAGAAUUGAACGAGAAUUUUUUUUAUUUUCCAGGCAACAGAUGGUAAUUCAAGUGUAACUUAAUACACUUUUUUUUUUUCCUUUUUCUUGGUCAUCCUGAAAUUCCCCUUGUAAUUUGUAGCUGAAAACAAAGAAUCUUAAUGUGCAUUAUUGAUGUAAUCUAAUAUAAUAAGAAUCAAGAUUUUCAGGACAA